Podospora anserina S mat+ is the source of this 741-nucleotide messenger RNA. RefSeq lists its product as uncharacterized. The record is from RefSeq and is a predicted model, not a curated record. The transcript has a single exon. NCBI's taxonomy places the organism in Eukaryota, Fungi, Ascomycota, Sordariomycetes, Sordariales, Podosporaceae. The coding region runs from base 1 to 741 and encodes 246 amino acids.
AUGGCCAGUUCUAUCAUGCCCGCUCUCGAGAUCACAUCCCCUCUGGACGACGAGGCUCCCAUCACCAGCCAGGUUUCCUGCCAGCACCACACUAUGCAACCCCUCGAGUGGCACUACGUCCCCGCCGACAGCAACCAAGGCAACAGCUUGAUCGUCGCCAUAUGGCCCACCGACACCUGCUAUCAAGGCCUCCAAACCAUGUCCCUACCCAACACAAUGCCCACCACGAGUCGCCCCCACCGCAGUCGGCAACUCCAAGAGUCGCAGCUCAUGACUACAGCCCUUAUCCACGUCCCGCACUGCUAUCUCAACGUCACCAGCCACACCCCCGCCUCCCACCACGCCCCCGGCCUCGUCGAGCGAAUCGGCCUGCCACGGUCUCUGGUCCAAGGAUUCCUCUCCACCAUCGCCCUCCCCUCCUCCACAGCCGACGUCGUCGGUCUCAACCACCACCACCACCACGCUGCCGCCGACUUUGAGCUCGUGACAAGCGCCGUCCCCCACAUUGACGACCAAGACGACUGGGUCUUUUCUCGCUGCCUGCUGGCCGACUUUACCGGCUUUGGCGAGGAGGCGGCGGCUACGUUGUCCCGCCAAGGACGGUUGUGCUGUUGGAUCAGUGUUGUCUUGGAUGGCAGCUCAGGGGUGUGGGACCUACACUUUGUGGUGCACAGGGUAGGGGUCUGCGCCCGGAACCCGAGCUUGAGCAGGACAGGGGCUUGUGUUAGGACGGUUCACUGA